Cyprinodon variegatus (sheepshead minnow) is the source of this 1608-nucleotide messenger RNA. RefSeq names its product cadherin-6-like. Gene Ontology annotation, molecular function: cadherin binding; calcium ion binding. Gene Ontology annotation, cellular component: membrane; catenin complex; adherens junction. The transcript is spliced from 3 exons. The record is from RefSeq and is a predicted model, not a curated record. Lineage: Eukaryota; Metazoa; Chordata; Actinopteri; Cyprinodontiformes; Cyprinodontidae. The annotation marks the transcript as partial. Gene Ontology annotation, biological process: multicellular organism development; adherens junction organization; homophilic cell-cell adhesion.
AGGAUUCAGACCGUGAGCGCGACGGACCCCGACGAGCCGCUCGGAGGCCAUCGCUUCGUCUUCAGUCUGGCCCCAGAGGCCAACGGCAAGGCAAACUUCUCUGUUCGUGACAACAAAGAUAACACCGCCUGGAUCCUAACCCGGAGGAACAGCUACAACAGCCUCCAGAAGAGCAUCUACCACGUUCCCGUGGUGAUCACGGACGGAGAGUUCCCGGAGCAGAGCAGCACCAACACGCUCACCAUCAGGGUGUGCACCUGCGACCGCGAGGGCAACAUGAAGCUGUGCAACCCCGAAGCGCUGACGGCGAGGGCGGGGCUCAGCACCGGCGCCCUGGUGGCCAUUCUGCUCUGCGUCGUCAUUCUGCUCAUGAUCGUGGUGCUGUUCGCCGCCCUGAGGAGGCAGAGGAAGAAGGAGCCUCUGAUCAUCUCCAAAGAGGAUGUCAGGGACAACGUCGUCAGCUACAACGACGAGGGCGGAGGAGAGGAGGACACUCAGGCCUUUGAUAUCUGCACGCUGCGCAACCCGGAGGCCAUCGAGGAGAGCAAACAGAGGCGGGACAUCAUCCCCGAGACCUUCUACCCUCCGGUUCGACGGCCCGUGGUGCCGCCGCCGAGCCGGGACAAUAACGGCGACGUGAGAGACUUCAUCAACCAGCGGCUGCAGGAUAACGACAGCGACCCGACGGCGCCGCCUUACGACUCGCUGGCCACCUACGCCUACGAGGGAAACGGCUCCGUGGCGGAGUCCCUCAGCUCGCUGGAGUCGGUGACCACCGAGGGCGACCAGGACUACAACUACCUGAGCGAGUGGGGGCCCCGAUUUAAGAAGCUGGCGGACAUGUACGGCGGCGACGACAGCGACUCCUAACAAGAGCCUGGCACACGGACGGAAAGCGUGGCGUAAAAACCCGAACGUUCAGGCGGUUUGGCCCUGCGGACACGCCGUCGGUGGAACGUUGAGAAGAACCGGCCGGCGGCGUCCUGUCGUCCCUCCGGUGACCAGACGUAGGCUUUGUGUGUCCAGUCAGUGUUAGUUGCGUUUUUUGCAGGGACGCAGUGAAGACUCUUUUUGUGUGUGUAAACAGGGUCCAAACCAGACCCAAAUAUAUCGACAGAUUUUAUUUGGUUGUUUCUUUUUUUCCAAAGCUGCCUGUGACUUACGGACUCCCUACAAGCAGUUUGGUUACCUACAGAUAUGCCGACGUAUUUUUCAGUGUUUCUGAGACUUAAACUAAAUGCUGCAUAUUGUGAGUUCUAUCUUAGCUUGUGUAUGUACGGUUAUAUGAUACAAUCCGCUGUACAGUUUUCUUUUUUAUCUCACCUCCAGUUUGACCUGAAUCCAACUCAAUUCAUCCAGGAGGUACAGUUUGUCAAACCUUCACAAGAAGCUGUGUGUAAGCAGCUCUGAGGUCUUUGAGUUAAAAUACCAAAUAUUUCCUCAAUAUGGAGGAAUGUCAUCAGUUUCUCUCUGAUCCACUGAAGAAAAUAUUGUUUUUUUUGCUAAAUUCAUGAGACAAAAGGUCCAAAAAGUUGAAAAACUGUCCUGUUUUACCUUGGCUAGAACUUUUUAUGUGGUGUUUGAUUCUUCCUCCUAGAACAGAAGAAA